CCUCCUCCUCUCGGGAUUUUCCUCCCCGCCUCCCUCUCUCUCUCUCUCUCUCUUUCUUUCCUCCUUUUCACCUCCUGGAACAAAAGUAGCCCUUCUCUCCGCGCUCGGCCCGACCCGCUUUGUGCAGCGGGGACUCGGGGGGCUGCGGACGAUGGGGGGGUCGGGGGCUGCCGCAAUCCUGGCUUUGGGUUUGGCGCUGGGAUUGGCGCUGGGAGGGUGGGCGAAUUGCCCCGAACGGGAGCUGCAACGCCGGGAGGAGGAGGCCAACGUGGUGCUUACCGGAACGGUGGAGGAAAUCAUGAACGUGGACCCCGUGCACCACACCUACUCGUGCAAGGUGAGAGUGUGGCGUUACCUGAAAGGCAAAGACAUCGUCACCCACGAGAUCCUCCUGGAUGGUGGGAACAAAGUGGUCAUCGGUGGCUUCGGGGACCCCUUAAUCUGUGACAACCAAGUGUCAACCGGGGACACACGGAUUUUCUUUGUCAACCCUGCCCCACAGUACAUGUGGCCAGCCCACCGCAACGAGCUGAUGCUCAACUCCAGCCUGAUGCGGAUCACGCUGCGCAACCUGGAGGAGGUGGAGCACUGCGUGGAAGAACAUAGGAAGCUUCUUGCUGAUAAGCCCAAUAGUUAUUUUACCCAGACUCCACCGACCCCUCGAGAUGCCUGCCGAGGGAUGCUGUGUGGGUUUGGGGCAGUGUGCGAGCGCAGCCCCACCGACCCCUCCCAAGCCUCCUGUGUCUGCAAGAAGACAGCUUGCCCUGUGGUGGUGGCUCCUGUCUGUGGCUCCGACUAUUCCACCUACAGCAAUGAGUGUGAGCUGGAGAAAGCCCAGUGCAACCAGCAGCGGCGGAUCAAGGUCAUCAGCAAGGGACCAUGCGGCUCCAAGGACCCCUGUGCAGAGGUGACGUGCAGCUUUGGCAGCACAUGCGUCCGUUCUGCAGACGGCCAGACGGCCAGGUGUGUGUGCCCUGCAUCCUGCAGCGGCGUGGCUGAGAGCAUCGUCUGCGGCAGCGACGGCAAGGACUACCGCAGUGAGUGUGACCUCAACAAGCAUGCCUGUGACAAGCAGGAGAACGUCUUCAAGAAGUUUGAUGGAGCCUGUGACCCUUGUAAGGGCAUCCUCAACGACAUGAACCGCGUGUGCCGGGUGAAUCCCCGCACCCGCCGGGUGGAGCUGCUCUCCCGUCCCGAGAACUGUCCCUCAAAACGGGAGCCGGUGUGCGGUGAUGACGGGGUGACGUACGCCAGCGAGUGUGUGAUGGGGCGCACGGGGGCCAUCCGGGGGCUGGAGAUCCAGAAGGUUCGCUCUGGGCAGUGCCAGCACCAGGACAAAUGUAAAGAUGAAUGCAAGUUCAAUGCUGUCUGCCUGAACCGCCGUGGCACGGCGCGUUGCUCCUGCGACCGCAUCACUUGUGAUGGCACCUACCGGCCUGUCUGCGCCCGCGACAGCCGCACCUACAGCAACGACUGCGAGCGGCAGAAAGCCGAGUGCCACCAGAAAACUGCCAUCCCAGUGAAGCACAGCGGACCCUGUGACCUGGGUACUCCCAGCCCCUGCCUGAGCGUGGAAUGUACUUUUGGGGCCACCUGCGUGGUGAAGAACCGGGAGCCCGUGUGCGAGUGCCAGCAGGUGUGCCAGGGCCGCUAUGACCCCGUCUGCGGCACCGACAACCGCACCUAUGGCAACCCCUGCGAGCUCAACGCCAUGGCCUGCGUCCUCAAGAGGGAGAUCAGGGUGAAGCACAAGGGGCCCUGCGACCGUUGUGGCAAGUGUCAGUUUGGGGCCAUCUGUGAAGCAGAGACGGGGCGGUGCGUGUGCCCCACGGAGUGUGUGCCCUCCUCCCAGCCCGUCUGUGGCACAGAUGGCAACACCUACAGCAGCGAGUGUGAGCUCCACGUCCGAGCGUGCACGCAGCAGAAGAACAUUUUGGUGGCUGCCCAAGGCGACUGCAAGUCCUGUGGCAGCACGGUGUGCUCCUUCGGCAGCACGUGUGUGGCUGGGCAGUGCGUGUGUCCCCGCUGUGAGCAGCAGCCCCUGGCCCACGUUUGUGGCAGCGAUGGCCUCACCUAUGACAACCGCUGCGAGCUCCGAGCAGCCUCCUGCCAGCAGCAGAAGAGCAUCGAGGUGGCCAAGAUGGGGCCGUGUGAGGACGAAUGUGGCUCGGGAGGCUCAGGCUCUGGUGAUGGCAGUGAGUGUGAGCAGGACCGGUGCCGGCACUACGGGGGCUGGUGGGAUGAGGAUGCAGAGGACGACCGCUGUGUGUGUGACUUCACCUGCCUGGCAGUGCCGCGCAGCCCGGUCUGUGGCUCUGAUGAUGUGACCUACGCCAAUGAGUGUGAGCUGAAGAAGACGCGGUGUGAAAAACGCCAGGACCUCUUUGUCACCAGCCAAGGAGCCUGCCGUGCCCUCACCACGACCCCACCGCCUCUCCCAGUUGUGCACUGCAGUCAGACCAUCUAUGGGUGCUGCCCGGACAACAUGACCCUGGCACUUGGAGUGGGUGCAGCCGGGUGCCCAAGCACCUGCCAGUGCAACCCCUAUGGCUCCUAUGGAGGAGCCUGCGACCCUGCCACGGGGCAGUGCUCCUGCAAGCCAGGUGUUGGGGGGCUCAAGUGUGACCGCUGUGAGCCUGGCUUCUGGAACUUCCGUGGCAUCGUCACCGACAGCAAGAGUGGCUGCACACCCUGUAACUGCGACCCGGUGGGCUCAGUGCGUGAUGACUGUGAGCAGAUGACUGGGCUCUGCUCCUGCAAGACUGGUAUCACUGGCAUGAAGUGCAACCAGUGUCCCAACGGCAGCAAGAUGGGCAUGGCUGGCUGUGAAAAAGAUCCAUCAGCUCCAAAAUCCUGUGAGGAAAUGAGCUGCGAGUUCGGGGCCUCAUGCGUGGAGGUCAACGGCUUUGCCCACUGCGAGUGCCCGUCCCCACUCUGCUCAGAGGCCAACAUGACCAAGGUGUGUGGCUCUGAUGGUGUCACCUAUGGGGACCAGUGCCAGCUGAAGACCAUUGCGUGCCGGCAGGGACAGCUCAUCACAGUGAAGCAUGUGGGGCAGUGCCAUGAGUCCAUCACUCACAUGAGCCACACGAUGCCACCCACCCCUCUGCCCACCUUGCCCUUGGACAAGCUCAUCAUACCCCCACCACUGCAGCUGACCACCCGGGCUACAGAAAUCACCGAGCUGGCUACUAGCUCCCUGCUGAUGGAAGCCAGCCCCACUGCAAGAAGUCACCCUACAACAAGGCGUGUCACGACAACCCGACCUGCCACCACACCAUGGAUGACCCAUGGAGUACUGAAGACCACCGUCCGCCCUCUCUCCACCUCUCCAGUGGUCCUGGCCACCACUCAGCCUGCCUUCGCUGAAUCAGGCAGUGCAGAAGGCAGUGGGGACCAGGAGAUGAGCAUCAGUGGGGACCAGGAAUCCAGUGGGGCAGGCUCUGCUGGGGAAGAAGAGGUGGAGGAAAGCCAGGUAACCCCAACGCCAGCCAUUGAGAGGGCAACGUGCUACAACACCCCACUCGGGUGCUGCUCUGAUGGCAAGACUGCAGCUGCUGAUGCAGAAGGGAGCAACUGUCCGGCUACCAAAGUCUUCCAAGGAGUCCUCAUCUUGGAGGAGGUGGAAGGCCAGGAGUUGUUUUACACACCUGAGAUGGCUGACCCCAAGUCAGAGCUCUUCGGGGAGACGGCCAGGAGCAUCGAGAGCGCACUGGAUGAGCUUUUCCGAAAUUCUGACGUUAAGAAAGAUUUCAAGAGCAUCCGUGUCCGAGACCUGGGGCAGAGCAGUGCUGUCCGUGUCAUUGUGGAGUCCCACUUUGACCCAGCCACUUCCUACACGGCCGCUGAUGUCCAGGCGGCUCUGCUGAAGCAGAUCAGAGCCUCCAAGAAAAGGACCAUCCAGGUGAAGAAGCCCCAAGAGGAGCACGUCAAAUUCGUGGACUUUGACUGGAUCCCCAGGCUCUUCACCACCACCGUCACCACCACCACAGCCACCACCAUGGCACCUGCCACCACACGGAGGCACACCACAGCCUCUGCUGCCACCACAGCCCACGUCCUGCACCAGGACAUCACGGGCCACCCCAGUGCCAAGCUGGCAGCACCCGUGAGCACCAGGAGGCCAACAUCUACCCUGCCUACCACUGCCCGGCGCAAGCCCACUCGCCAACCCCCCAGCACCACCAAGAAGCCCUCACGACCCUGCGACUCACACCCCUGCCUGCACGGUGGCACCUGUGAGGACGAUGGGAAAGAGUUCACCUGCAGCUGCCCAGCGGGCAAAGGAGGAGCUGUGUGUGAGAAACCCAUCAGGUACUUCAUCCCCAGCUUCGGUGGCAAGUCCUACCUGGCCUUCAAGAUGAUGAAGGCGUACCACACCGUGCGCAUCGCCAUGGAAUUCAGGGCCACGGAGCUCAGCGGGCUGCUGCUCUACAACGGGCAGAAUCAUGGCAAGGACUUCAUCUCCCUGGCGCUGGUGGGCGGCUUCGUGGAGCUCAGGUUUAACACGGGCUCUGGCACGGGCGUCAUCACCAGCAAGGUGCGCGUGGAGCCUGGCAAAUGGCACCAGCUGGUGGUGAACCGCAACCGCCGCAGUGGCAUGCUGGCUGUGGAUGGGGAGCCCCACGUCAGCGGGGAGAGCCCCACGGGCACUGAUGGGCUCAACCUCGACACCGACCUCUUUGUUGGAGGAGCUCCCGAGGACCAAAUGGCUGUAGUGGCAGAGCGUACUGCAGCUACGGUUGGCCUGAAGGGCUGCAUCCGCCUCCUGGAUGUGAACAACCAGAUGUACGACCUGCGGGAGAAAGGCAGCGAUGUGCUGUACGGCAGUGGGGUGGGCGAGUGCGGCAACGACCCCUGCCACCCCAAUCCCUGCCACCAUGGGGGCAUCUGCCACGUCAAGGAGGCAGAGAUGUUCCACUGCGAGUGUCUCCACUCCUACACCGGUCCAACGUGUGCUGAUGAGAGGAACCCAUGCGACCCAACGCCGUGCCACAUCUCUGCCACCUGCCUGGUGCUGCCAGAGGGAGGUGCCAUGUGUGCCUGUCCCAUGGGGCGGGAAGGAGAGUUCUGUGAGCGAGUGACGGAGCAAGACCACACCAUGCCCUUCCUCCCAGAGUUCAAUGGCUUUUCCUACCUGGAGCUGAACGGGCUGCAGACCUUCGUUCCUGACCUGCAGGACAAAAUGUCCAUGGAAGUGGUGUUCCUGGCCAAGAGUCCCAGCGGCAUGAUCUUCUACAAUGGGCAGAAGACAGAUGGCAAAGGAGACUUUGUGUCUCUGGCUUUGCACGAUGGCUAUCUGGAGUAUCGAUACGACUUGGGCAAAGGGGCAGCUGUGCUCAGGAGCAAAGAGCCAGUUCCCCUCAACACCUGGAUAAGCGUUUUGUUGGAGAGGAGUGGGCGCAAAGGGGUAAUGAGGAUCAACAAUGGCGAGAGGGUGAUGGGAGAGUCACCGGUGCCUCAUGCCUUCCUGAACCUGAAGGAGCCAUUCUACGUGGGGGGAGCCCCCGAUUUCAGCAAGCUGGCUCGAGCUGCAGCCAUCUCCACCAGCUUCUAUGGAGCUGUGCAGAGGAUCUCCAUCAAAGGGAUUCCCUUGCUGAAGGAGCAGCACAUCCGCAGUGCUGUUGAAAUCUCCCCCUUCCGCGCCCACCCCUGCACCCAAAAGCCCAACCCAUGCCAGAAUGGAGGCACCUGCAGCCCCCGGAUGGAGAGCUACGAGUGUGUCUGCCAGAGAGGCUUCUCUGGGGCUCACUGCGAGAAAGUGAUCAUUGAGAAGGCAGCUGGAGAUGCAGAGGCCAUUGCAUUUGAUGGUAGGACGUACAUGGAGUACCACAACGCCGUGACAAAGAGCGAGAAGGCUUUGCAAUCCAACCACUUUGAGCUGAGCAUCAAAACAGAAGCCACCCAGGGCCUGAUCCUGUGGAGUGGGAAGGGGCUGGAGCGAUCCGACUACAUCGCCCUCGCCAUCGUGGAUGGCUUCGUCCAGAUGAUGUAUGACCUGGGCUCCAAGCCAGUCGUCCUGCGGUCCACAGUCCCCAUCAACACCAACCACUGGACCCACAUCAAAGCAUACAGAGUACAGAGAGAAGGCUCCCUCCAGGUCGGCAAUGAAGCUCCCAUCACUGGCUCCUCGCCGCUGGGUGCCACACAGCUGGACACGGACGGGGCCCUGUGGCUGGGGGGAAUGGAGCGGCUCAGUGUGGCUCACAAGCUGCCCAAAGCCUACAGCACUGGCUUUAUUGGCUGUAUAAGGGACGUGAUUGUCGACCGCCAAGAACUGCAUCUGGUGGAGGACGCUUUAAACAACCCCACGAUAUUACACUGCUCAGCCAAAUAGACCCCCAGGGACCCUUCCUUCUCCUUCCCUUCCUCCUGCCUAUUGCUUAUAUCCAGGUCAGUCAGACUCUAAUCGAGCAGCAGCAACAAAGAACAAACCUUGAACCAAGUCUCCAAGAAGUGACAGAAGAACUUCCCCAUUGCACCCGUGUUGUAAAUCUCACUCAUACUUGAAGCUUCUUUUGGGGUUUGUUUAUUUUCCCCUCCUUACUUGUGUUCUUGGGUUGCCAUUCACACCAUGGGGGGAUAAAGGAUGCUGGUGCUGGCAAGCCCUGUGGCCUUUGUGGGUUCACCACUCGCCUAUCUCAGGCCCCUGUGUUCACCCCAUCUCCCUCCUCCCCCCUCCCUCUCACUAUAAUUUAUGUGUGUAAAGAUCUCAAGUGCUUUUCUCCUUUGUGCUCUGUUAAAUCAGGGAUGCCAUGCACUGGAAGAGAGACCAAGGUCUGCUCUGAGCAGGCAGAAAAGCAUUGCUCUUUGGUUGUCUUAUGCCUGUUUGCUGGACUGAGAGGGGCUGGGGGGAGGGGGAGGGAGUGUCUGUUUCUCUGUUGGCUCUCCUCCUCCUCCUCCUCUUGGACACAUGCAGAAGCAGCUGUGAAACCUCAUUUCCAUGCUUUGUGUUGACCCAGACUUGUCCUCACCACCUGCUUGUCCUGGCUGCUCUUCCGAGAGCUUCUGUGCCCCAAACCGUGCACCACUGACAACUUGCAACACAUCCUCAGGAGCUGGGGGUCCCCUCCUUCCAGCACUGGCUACAGAGGGCAUGGGAUUGGGUCCUCUUCUGCUUUAAAGAAACCUCUUGGACCUGUCCUGCCUUGACCCACAUCUAUUUUCCAACCUCCUGGCACGACUUGCCCUCUGCCUACCGUGAGGAUGGUUGCAGAGCAUCUCUGUAAGCUGGUGUUAGAACCCAUGCCAUGGCAAAUGCUCACCGUUUUACCUUUGUCUUCAAGCUUUUGCAACACCCGGUGCAACGCAGCGGCUUCCAUGCCACGAUCAAAGCUCCUCCAGUGCCAUCAGCAAUGGCUCCAGCAGGAUGGGAUGGGAUGGCAGCCAAGUUGGCCGGAUGGGAGAGCUGGGGAAGGGUUUUUUUUUUUUUCAAGUGUUGUCUUUACUGUCUUUGAAGUGUUGUCUUCCUCCAUUCGAGUCCUGAAAGCAAAGUGCCAGCUGCACAGCCACUGUGUGCAUGUGUGUGUGUGUGUGUGUGAGAUGUGUGCAAACACUGGGUCUCCCCGAAGCAAAAACAAAGGGAUUGCAGCUCUGAGCACCGUGACUCAGGUUCCUUCUCCAUGGGAAGAGCUCCCUGCUGCCACGUGGCAUCUGUCACCACUGGGCCACCACGGUGUCCCCAUCCCACCCUGUGAAGGCAGCUGGCAGUGCUUUGUGGCCAACUGCCUUAUGGAGCAUGCAGAAUGGGUUGGAAGGGUCCAGCUGGCUGUCAGGUGCUCCCUGAUAUCCCAGGGGCUGUCGCUUUGUGGUUUUGCACCGAUUCCUAUCUCACCUUCUGGUGUGCCCUUCCCUUCCAAAAUGCUUUCAGCCAUGAGAAGUCAAAGGGCUUUUCUGAGGACGAGCCCUGAAUGCAGACCUAAUGAAUGGGGAGAGCACCGUGGCAAACCACUCGGGCUGCUUUUUGCUUUUUGCUUCUUGCCCAAGCCAAGAAGAAUCCCAUUGCCUCCCCUCACCCAUGCAAGUCAAUGCUUGAUCUAUUGUCAUGCCCCUAAAAACCCAAUGGUUACAUAUUUCAGGGAAGACUGUGAGAUGUGGAGGCUCCAGUGUUUGUGUGCGUGGCAAUAGCACGUGUUGAGUGGCUGCUGUAUAUAAUGUGUGGGUCCUGAGGGUGAUGACUGCAUUGGGGCUUCCAGCUGGAUGACACGGCCACCCCACUGAGACCAACAGGGAGCGUGCCAGCUCCAGUGGGUAAGGGCACCAUGGAGGAAGCUGCUCAAUUUCCAGAAUGCCACUGAAAUGAAGCCAGGGUCACUGCAAAAAAAAAAAAA
Molecule: messenger RNA, 8330 nt
Organism: Phasianus colchicus (ring-necked pheasant)
Lineage: Eukaryota; Metazoa; Chordata; Aves; Galliformes; Phasianidae
Source: RefSeq, a predicted model, not a curated record